This is a messenger RNA of Pseudomyrmex gracilis, 2470 nucleotides long. RefSeq lists its product as uncharacterized. NCBI's taxonomy places the organism in Eukaryota, Metazoa, Arthropoda, Insecta, Hymenoptera, Formicidae. The record is from RefSeq and is a predicted model, not a curated record. The transcript is spliced from 5 exons. The coding region runs from base 635 to 1876 and encodes 413 amino acids.
GGUGUAAUAGUUAAAGGCUUGAAAGACGCGUAAAAACUAAAAACACACAGCCAGAGAGAUCUAUAAAGAGUACAUAAAUGUAACCUUAAUAACUACUUCUAAUUCUAUUGACAUUGCAUCAUUCUCUAAGGUCGUGGAUUGUUUUAUGCAUCAAAUUCUAUCUUGCGCAAUACUAUAACAAUCAUAUAUAUCAUUGUGUAAGUUUGUUUUAUCCUGUUAUUUAUUUUACGUGUUUGUCUUUAUCUCGUUUUUUUAUCGUAAAUCAAAGCAAACUCGAUCGAGACUUUUGAAUGAGUAAAACAGUAACGUUGCGCAAUAUACAUGUAUCAAGUCAUUAAGCAAGCGCGGCAGCUGUCAAUACUGUCGCGAUAACCUUCUGAUAAUCUUGUUUCUGAAAUUGUGCCAUAUUAAAAAAUUGAUCCAGUGAACUUUUAUCCAAUCUAACGUGCUUUUGCCAUUUUUGUUCAACUUUUUUAGACUCGUUGAAUAACUGCUUGAAAAACUAUUUUUCAACGGAAAACUUUCUCAUAUCGUGCGUCUCUUUUUUAAGUUAUCUCUCUGCUAACCAAUAAAUCAUCGUUCAAACUGAUAAUGCACGUGAAUUAUCUGUCGGCAAACAUUGCAAUCAGUCAGUAUGUCCAGACCGGAAGACAAAUACUAUCUGUUUCUAAUGGAAGUGUUCGUGAGACGAGUGUCGAGCGAUCGCUUGGCUAAACUUAAUCAAAUGUUCGCCGUGCCCACCGUCGUCCAUUUCGGAUUCUUCGAUUUCGUAGACGAGGACGAUCUAACGGUGACUUCCGCAGAUCCCCUUAAUCAGUCGCGGAAUGAUAUUAGAAAUUUCUUUGAAGUGUUCAACGCUGGAAAAUCAGUUUUGUUUCCCCUCGAUUACAAUGAAGUGGCGAACUGCGCCGUGGAGAUGGUUCUUAACUUCACCGUGAAGAAACAGAUGUCCGAUAACAUCAUACCGAAAUAUAUUCUAGUCGGCACUGGCACCCUCAACCUGUCCAAGCAGUACUUGGCUCUCAGAAAAGAAAUACUGAAGUGUUGGGGCGCGGGUGUCACGACAACCAAAGAGCUCGACGCUGAAGUGCCAUUAAUUUACAACCACAACCAGUCAGGCACUCUCGACGUCUUUGUGAAAUUGUCCAGUUACGGAGAAACAAUAGUCACGGAAUUUGAUGAGCCGAUAACGGAAGAUUUCUCGACUUCUCUCUUCGGCACUGGUGAAACAACCGAUCGGAUUAUAAUGCACGAUUAUCGAAAAACAGAUUCGAGCGUUAUCGAUCUGUGCGAGGCAUCUAGCAAGAAUCUUCAAGAAUUAUUCAAUUAUCCGGCGAAUAUGUUAAAGAGUUAUAUCUGUGCGCCAUGUGGGAAAGAAAAAAUUGUUAAGAGGGAUGAGGGAAUGAAAAGUAAAGUUGACGAUAGAAUGCUGGAUGUAAAACUGAAGGAUGCGUUAUCGAAGAGCUCGCAAUCUAGUCGCAGUCAGUUCUGCAAGCCGGUAGUUCUCAAGGUCUCUGGUCUCUUUGACAACGGCGAUAACGGUUGUAAAAAACCUACUGUAACCGUUGCUGCGGAACCCGAUACGACCAAACCAGACGCUACGUCGUCCCAACACGAUAUUUUUGUUCUGAGAAUCGGCAAAAAAGGUCUUGUUGGUGUCAACGAGAAGUCCGACAUACAGCUGGAGAUGAAGACUCCGAAAGGAUCUGAAAGAAGGCCACCUAUUAGAUACGAGACUAGAGAUAUACAGACGGAUCUUGAAGUAAAAGAAAAGAAACCGCUAGACCGAAGACGUGAUGAUAAAAAAAAGCACAAAGCUAAGAAAAAACAGCGAAUACGUUCAGAAUUAAAAGUAAGACGGCGCUUCGAUCGAUAAGACUUCAAAUAUAAAUGUCAACCUAAAAUUUCUUCUAUCUCUUCUCUUUAUCGUUGAUAAUAAUCUAAAUUGAAUAAAGUGAUAAACGACAAACAAUACACAAAAUAAACAUUGUUAUCUAUGAAACAUACACAAAUUAUAAAUUACGUAUAAAAUUAUAUAUUAAUACAAAAUCAAAUGGAAGGACAAUUGUUCUUGAUCGAGUUCUUAGUUGACACUGUCAAUAUUCCCGCAAUAUGGGCUAGUCAAGAGAAAAUAUUGCCGACAAAGACUUUCAUCUCGUUUCAAGUACUGGGCUUACCGCCUAUUAAUAUUUAUCAAGGAACGGCAGCAGAAGAUUGCGUCUGUGUUAAUGAGGGAUCGCAAGUCUUUAAAAAGGGCAAAUCCUGUUUGUUCGCUCUUCCAAGUGCUGUUCUUCAAAAACCAUUAACCAUUUUUCCCGUAACAAUGUCUGUGUACAAGGAACUACCGCCGGGACAUUUGCCGGACGUGAUGUUAAUAGGUACUCACCAGAUCCAAAUUUGCGAUCUCGUAAAUUGGGUCCUGAGCCGGCAGAUCGUCGACAACAUCAAUAGCUACAGAAUGAUGAAGAAC